Molecule: messenger RNA, 8362 nt
Organism: Phacochoerus africanus (Common warthog)
Lineage: Eukaryota; Metazoa; Chordata; Mammalia; Artiodactyla; Suidae
Gene: TULP4
Product: TUB like protein 4
Exons: 16
Coding region: 1815-6416 (1533 amino acids)
Molecular function (GO): protein binding
Source: RefSeq, a predicted model, not a curated record
AGGCGGCGGCGGCGGCGGUGGCGGAGGCGGCGGCGGAGGCGCGGGGCUGCUGGAGGCGGAGAGGCGCGGAGGAGCGCGGGGCCGCCGCCACCGGCCCCGAGAGAUUUGUAAGACUCCAGGGCCUUCAAGCUGUGAUUAGUCCGAUAGUUCCUGAAAUGACUGGGAAAACAGACGUUUUGUGUGCCAAUUGAAGAGUGUAUGUCUGUGUGUAUUUAAAACCUUUCCAUACUUACACGAGAAGACGGGCUUAUUCUUGUGCGCACUUGAAGAGUUGUGUACAACUGAUGAAAAUUAAUCUAAGAAUCAGAUGGAGCAACUUGACACCACUGGGCUCAGGAGCCCGGGGAGAAAAACACAUCACUAAUGGCCAGUUUUCCAUGUGGUCUUCACGGGUAAAGAAAGUUUGCAAAAAGAAGAAAAAAAAACUUGCACAGAUCGAGCCUCAAAAAUACCUCUCUCCAGUUUAAAGAAGGAAUUAAGUGAGAAGGUGACUGAGGGAAAAGUGUGAUUUCAAGCCUUGCAGGACAAUAGCUUAAGGUAGCAAUUGAAACUGAUGAUUACAAAAUAAUUAUCAAGGCGCAUUCAAGUAAAUCUUCUUCCUUUGGACUGUGCAUGUGACGUUUGGAGACAGUCCCCGAAGGUCGGCAGGAAAGCGCCCAUCAGCCCCGCGCGUCGCUCUUCAGGGAGACAGUGGGGAAGAGCUCGCCUCCCCUCCUGCCUGUGUUCGAGUUUUAAGGGAUUCUCUUCCCUAUUGAUCCAGGAAGACGUGCACGUAAGAGGAGGACGACUUGAUGGACUAAUUCUGAGAUUAGUUUUUUUUCUUCUCGGUGGAAAAGUAUGUAGUCUGUAGGAGCAGAAGGGGGAGAGGUGACUAGGAGAGGAGAAAGAGGACGCAACCUGCCACCCGGCUCCACGCAGUUUGUCUGCAGGAGGAGUUUGGGUUUGCCCAAGGCCAGCCCUGGGACUCCUCGGGCUCUUCUGAGGUCAGGGGCUUUCUCCCCCACCCCUAUGCAACCAAGGGGUGCACCAGCCUGCAGAGGGGCCCUCCCUGGGGACACAGCCACCUGCUAGGAAGCCAGGCUGGGCUUUCAAGCUGGAGGUUUCUGGUUCUGAACAUUGGGGAAGGGAGACCCUUUUUCUCCUAAAAUUUGGACUGCUAUCUGCACAAACUCUGGUUUGCACGGUUUGUGUGCCUUUUCUCCCCUUUAUGCAAUCUUUUUCAGCUUUAGCAGCAGAAAUUUGUCUCAUUGAGAAGAUAAGCCAGAGGGUAGCUUCGGAAGGAAGAUGAUCCCCAGUGUUCUGUCUCUGUAACUGAAUGUUUGAAGAGAAAAUUCCAGCUCGAGGGAUUCUUAAAGCCUUAAGUUACUUGAAAUCUAUGUAUUUGCAACCCUUUGUCUCUGGAAUCACAUUACAAAACUGGAAUCUCAGGCUGAGUGAGAAGAACCAAGUUGAGUGAAAAGAACACUCAGUUUCUUUAUCACCACUGGUUAAUGAUGCUCUUUCUCCAAAGGGUCAGCCCGCUCUUCCUCUAAGGACUUGAAAAUAGAAAUGGACCCCACAUUUUUUUUAAGCAUUACCUUUUCUUAGCAGACUGCCGUCAUCUUUUAUAGAGGAAUUUUUUCACUAUGCAUUUGUUGGAUCUUUAUAAAAUACUGACCUUCUAAUCAGAACCAGGUCAGUCUUAAUUAAAGGGGGUCUGGGAACACAGCGCAAGCCAACCACAGAAAUAAAACACGUCAAUGAAAGGAAUUGGUUUAAAUUUUUCGGCAUUUAGCAUUACUUUUUUUAAGUAAAACGGUUCUUCCAAAAAAAGUAUGUAUGCGGCAGUGGAGCAUGGGCCCAUCCUCUGCAGCGACUCCAACAUCCUCUGCCUGUCCUGGAAGGGCCGUGUCCCCAAGAGCGAGAAGGAGAAGCCCGUGUGCCGGAGGCGCUACUACGAGGAGGGCUGGCUGGCCACGGGCAAUGGGCGGGGUGUCGUCGGGGUGACCUUCACCUCCAGCCACUGCCGCCGGGACAGGAACACUCCGCAGAGAAUCAACUUCAACCUGCGGGGCCACAACAGUGAGGUGGUGCUGGUGAGGUGGAACGAGCCCUACCAGAAGCUGGCCACGUGCGACGCGGAUGGUGGGAUAUUCGUGUGGAUCCAGUAUGAAGGGCGGUGGUCCGUGGAGUUGGUCAAUGACCGCGGGGCCCAGGUGAGUGACUUCACGUGGAGCCACGAUGGGACUCAAGCACUUAUUUCCUAUCGAGAUGGGUUUGUCCUGGUUGGUUCUGUCAGUGGACAAAGACACUGGUCAUCUGAGAUCAACUUGGAAAGUCAGAUCACGUGUGGCAUAUGGACUCCUGAUGACCAACAGGUCCUCUUCGGCACGGCGGACGGGCAGGUGAUCGUCAUGGACUGCCACGGCAGGAUGCUGGCCCACGUCCUCCUGCACGAGUCAGACGGCAUCCUCAGCAUGUCCUGGAACUACCCCGCCUUCCUGGUGGAGGACAGCAGCGAGAGCGACACCGACUCCGACGACUACUCCCCGCCCCAAGAUGGUCCGGCCGCCUAUCCCAUCCCGGUGCAGACCAUCAAGCCGCUGCUCACCGUCAGCUUCACCUCGGGAGACAUCAGCCUGAUGAGCAACUACGACGACCUGUCUCCCACUGUCAUCCAGUCAGGGCUGAAAGAGGUGGUGGCCCAGUGGUGCACACAGGGAGACCUCCUGGCGGUCGCUGGUAUGGAACGGCAGACCCAGCUCGGUGACCUUCCCAAUGGCCCUCUUCUGAGGAGUGCCCUGGUCAAGUUCUACAAUGUUCGUGGGGAGCACAUCUUUACACUGGACACGCUUGUGCAGCGCCCCAUCGUCUCCAUCUGCUGGGGACACCGGGACUCUCGGCUGCUGAUGGCGUCAGGACCGGCCCUGUAUGUGGUACGUGUGGAGCACCGGGUGUCCAGCCUGCAGCUGCUCUGCCAGCAGGCCAUUGCCAGCGCCCUGCGAGAGGACAAGGACGUCAGCAAGCUGACCCUGCCCCCCCGCCUUUGCGCCUACCUCUCCACUGCCUUCAUCCCCACCAUCAAGCCCCCGAUUCCAGACCCCAACAACAUGCGAGACUUUGUCAGCUACCCGUCAGCCGGCAGCGAGCGCCUGCACUGCACCAUGAAGCGCACGGAGGACGACCCGGAGGUGGGCGGCCCCUGCUACACCCUCUACCUGGAGCACCUGGGCGGGCUCGUGCCCAUCCUCAAGGGGCGGCGCAUCAGCAAGCUGCGGCCCGAGUUCGUCAUCAUGGACCCGCGGACCGAUGGCAGAGCAGAUGAAAUCUAUGGGAACAGCUUGAUUUCCACCAUGAUUGACAGCUGCAACUGCUCAGACUCCAGUGACAUCGAACUGAGUGACGACUGGGCCGCCAAGAAGUCUCCCAAAAUCUCCCGGGCUAGCAAAUCACCCAAACUCCCAAGGAUCAACAUCGAGGCCCGCAAGUCCCCCAAGCUGUCGCGGGCCGCUCAGGAGCUGUCACGCUCCCCGCGCCUGCCGAUGCGCAAGGCAUCCAUCGGCUCGCCCAGCCUGACGCGGAGGGAGUUUCCUUUUGAAGACAUCACUCAGCACAACUAUCUUGCUCAGGUCACGUCUAAUAUCUGGGGAACCAAAUUUAAGAUUGUGGGCUUGGCUGCUUUCCUGCCAACCAACCUCGGUGCAGUAAUCUAUAAAACCAGCCUCCUGCAUCUCCAGCCGAGGCAGAUGACCAUCUAUCUCCCGGAGGUUCGGAAGAUUUCCAUGGACUCUGUGAACUUACCUGUCUUCAACCCGAACGUCUUCAGUGAAGAUGAAGAUGACCUACCAGUGACAGGAGCAUCUGGUGUGCCUGAGAACAACCCACCUUGUACCGUCAACAUCCCUAUCGCACCCAUCCACAGCUCCGCUCAAGCGAUGUCCCCCACGCAGAGCAUCGGGCUGGUGCAGUCCCUGCUGGCCAACCAGAAUGUGCAGCUGGACGUCCUGACCAAUCAGACCACAGCCGUGGGGGCGGCCGAGCACGCAGGCGACAGUGCUCCCCAGUACCCGGUGGCCAACCGCUAUUCCAGCCCUGGCCAGGUGAUCUUCGGAGGUGUGGAGAUGGGCCGCAUCCUCCCCAACGCCCCUCAGCUGUCCCUGCCGCCGCCAGCCCAGGGGGCCAUCACGCUGACCGCGGUGGACCAUGGAGACCGCGACCACGAGCACUUGCAGAAGCCAGCCAAGGCCCUGCGGCCAGUGCCGCAGUUGGCCACCGAGGGGGAUGCGGUGGUGUUCAGUGCCCCCCAGGAGGUCCAGGUGGCGAAGGUGAACCCCCCACCCCCCUACCCCGGAACCAUCCCCGCAGCCCCCACCACGGCCGCGCCGCCGCCCCCGCUGCCGCCCCCGCAGCCCCCGGUGGACACGUGCUUGAAGAAGAGUGACUUCUCCCUGUACCCCACGGCGGCGCACUACCAGCCACCCCUGGGCUACGAGCGGAUCACCACCUUCGACAGCAGCGGCAACGUGGAGGAGGUGUGCCGGCCCCGGACGCGGAUGCUCUGCUCCCAGAACACCUACACGCUCCCCGGGCCCGGCAGCUCGGCCACCCUGCGGCUCACGGCCACCGAGAAGAAGGUACCCCAGCCCUGCACCAGCGCCACCCUGAACCGCCUGACGGUCCCGCGCUACUCCAUCCCCCCGGGGGACCCGCCCCCCUAUCCCGACCUGGCCGGCCCGCUGGGCCCCAGCAGGGGCGCCGGGCAGAGGCCGGACGCCGGCCUCAUCCACGCCACGCUGCGCAGGAACAACCGCGAGGCGGCGCUCAAGGCGGCGCAGCUGGCCGAGCCCCCGCGGCCGCCGCCGCACCCGCCCAAGCCCAAGGGCGCGGCGCAGUUCCCGGCGCGGCCCCCGCCCGCCCUGUACACCUGCAGCCAGUGCAGCGGUGCGGGCGCGGGCGCGGCGGGGCGGCCGGAGCCCGGCGCGGGGCCUGGCGCCUCCCCACUGACCUCCCAGUCGUCCUACAGCCUCCUGAGCGCGGCCGACAGCGCCCGCGAGCGCGCAGACUAUGUCAACUCGGCCUUCACCGAGGACGAGGCGCUGGCCCAGCACUGUCAGGCCGACAAGGCCCUGAGGCACCCCGCGCUGAGUGAAGCCACGGUGGCCGUGAAACGGCCGCCCCCGUACCAGUGGGACCCCGUGCUGGGGGAGGACGUUUGGGUUCCUCAGGAAAGGACAGCACAGACGGCAGUGCCCAACCCCCUGAAACUGCCCCCUCUGAUCGUGGGUCAGAGCCAGCACCUGGACGUGUCCCGAGUGCCCUUCGUCUCCCCCAAGUCUCCCGCCAGCCCUACUGCCACUUUCCAGACAGGCUAUGGGAUGGGAGCGCCCUACCCAGGAGGCUACAAUACCUCCCCGCUGCCGGGGGUGCAGGCGCCCUGCUCCCCGAAGGAGGCCCUGGCCCCACCACCGUUUGCACAGCAAGAGUCCUCCGUGGUCCUUCAGCCCGCCUACCCGGCCAGCCUCUCCUACUGCCCCCUGCCCCCCAUGUACCCGGGAAGCAGCACCUGCUCCAGUUUACAGCUGCCGCCCAUCGCCUUGCACCCCUGGAAUUCCUACAGCGCGUGCCCGCCCGUGCAGAACCCCCAGGGCACCCUCCCCCCCAAGGCACACUUGGUGGUGGAGAAGCCCCUGGUGUCCCCCCCACCCACGGACCUCCAAAGCCACUUGGGUACAGAGGUGAUGGUAGAGACCGCAGACAACUUCCAGGAAGUCCUCUCCCUGACGGAAAGCCCGGUCCCCCAGCGAACAGAAAAAUUCGGGAAGAAGAACCGGAAGCGGCUGGACAGCCGAGCAGAGGAGGCCAUCACAGAGGGCAAGGUGAAGAAGGAGGCUCGGACUUUGAGUGACUUCAAUUCCCUCAUCUCCAGCCCCCGUUUGGGGAGAGAAAAGAAGAAAGUGAAGAGUCAGAAAGACCAGCUCAAGUCGAAGAAGUUGAAUAAGACAAAUGAGUUCCAGGACAGCUCCGAGAGCGAGCCCGAGCUGUUCAUCAGCGGGGAUGAGCUGAUGAACCAGAGCCAAGGCAGCAAGAAGGGCUGGAAGAGUAAGAGGAGCUUGAGGGCAGCCAGCGAGCUGGAGGAGUUCAAGUGCAGGAAAGCCAGUGAGAAGGAGGACGGGCGGCUGGGCAGCCAGGGCUUCGUGUACGUCAUGGCCAACAAGCAGCCGCUCUGGAAUGAGGCCACCCAGGUGUACCAGCUGGACUUCGGGGGGCGGGUGACCCAGGAGUCGGCAAAGAACUUCCAGAUCGAGCUGGAGGGGCGGCAGGUGAUGCAGUUUGGAAGGAUCGACGGCAACGCGUACAUCCUGGACUUCCAGUACCCCUUCUCGGCUGUGCAGGCCUUCGCGGUGGCCCUGGCCAACGUGACGCAGCGCCUCAAAUGAAGACACUGGAUGGGGAGAGAGGCCUGACGCAGACCCACGGCCCGGUGCCCGGGGACCGAAGCCAGGGCAGAACUGGAAACACCUGUCGGGCCCAGGACAGGGCACUGACCCUCCAUUGUUGCUUGUUUGGGCUUUUAUUAGCCUUUGUUGUCCUUCUUCUUCUUCUGUUUUUUUAAACAAAAGCGAAACACAGGAGAGCUUAUUUGGAAGCAGAGGGUGUGAGGCAGCUGGAGCUCUUUAGGGAGCACGGUCGCCGUGGGACUGUCCUGCUGGGUUGCUCGUGUCGGCCUCAGGACAAGGACAGCCUGGCGUGGGCAUGGCUCUCACUCUCCACAACAUCUAGCUCGCAUUAUUCCUCCAACACCACCACUAGUGUAAAGAGGAAAUCCUUAAAAACACGACCAAAAAAUCCUGAAGGUACAGGUUCUCGUGGGGACAACAUUUAAUCCACACAUAGUAUGUAUUUCCCCCAGAGAUCACUUGAUUAAUGAAGGGUCUUUUGGCAGAUGCACUGCGUUUGAUUCAAGUAGGCUUUUUAUUGGGGGUGCUACCACCAGGUGCACAUACGAUUUGCUCCCAAGGAUUCAGGGGGGGGGUGACUGGGGAGGAGGCAGGCCUGCCUGGGUGUCUCGGGUGGCCCACGAAGUGUGACUUGAAGCAGUGCAGGGGCUCCGCUCCUCUUCAGAGGAUGUUGACAUGGGAGAUGCUGCUGGUUUUGUACUGUGUCAGAACUCCGCUGGUUCAGUGACGGUUCAGUCCCGAUGACCUGGGGGAGCACUCCGGCGGGUGGCAGGGCAGCGAUUUCCUGGGUCAUGGGCAGCCGUCAUCCCCUCUCGCUGUCUGAUCGGGAGCCGGGGCGGGGAUGUUCUCUUUCCCGUUAGGUAACACUGUUCUCUGCUUUCUCUAAAAAGCCUGACAAUGCUGAGUUGAAAUCACUCCUUUCCUCUCUUUGGCUGUAUCAAAAUUCACUUGACUAGAACUGUUUUCCAACAGAUUAGAAAUGUAGCCGAACACGUUAAGCAUUUGCCAGAGUGUGAAAAGACAAGUUAUAAUCACCUCUGACAGGAGCCCCACAAGCUUCUCUACCAAAAAAAGAAAGAAGGAAGGCAACGUUGUUUAUCAGCUGUACAGACUGUUUAAUACGGAAACACACCCCUGGGAGAACUCGGUUAAGGGUACACUACCUAACGCCGGUGGUUACCUGCCCUUUGUUAAUUGCAGAAACAGAAACAAACGCCACCCGAGGUCGUCUUCUCCCGCCCCGAUAACAAGACCCAGUUCCGAGGUGGCAGGCAGUCCUCUCUGCGAGUGGUCUAGGGCAGGAGCACAAGGACUGUCUGCUAGCUUGGGCCCUAAACGUGGAUUUUGUGUGAAAGCAGGCCAGUGGGAGGUACUGCAGAAAAGUAUCCCCCCACCACCAAUUUUUAAUCCCUCACUGCGGUUUAAAAAUUAGAAAAGAGACAGGCCCAGAGCAAGAUGGCCUCACUUAAGCAUUUGCUCCAGACCCCAAAGAAACCCAGGUAAGGUGUGAAAGUUGGUGAAACGCAUCUCCAGCUAAUACCAGAGUUGCCCAUUUUAUAUGUGAAAACAUUGAACCUGAUUCUUUGGCGGGUAAAUUUUUCCAGAAAGAAUUUAGCAGUGCAUUCAGAAUUAUAUAAUUCUUUUAUAUGAGUUUCUGUAGCUUAAUAUGAUGUUUCAGUGCUUAUUAUUAGUUGUGCAAUAAUGGUUAUAGCCUAUUUCUAAAUAAUUUAAAUGCAGUUCCCCUGUUUUAUUGUUCAAGAGUUAAUUAUUUAUCUUGCUUUAGUAGUUUUUGUAGGAGUUAUUUCGUUGCUAUGUUCUGGUGAGUUACGCCCAUUUUAUUAUUUAUUUAGAAAAAUAGUAUGUUUGUAACGACUUAUUUGGUGGCAGUAUAUUUUGCUGCAAGAAAUAAAGAGGAUAUGAUAGAA